UGAUGGUCUCCUGGUAAUUGAAAUUCCAAACCAUGGCAAGCUGAUCCUUUUGACAUGGAAAAACUAGAGGACUUUAAGGUAUGUGUUGAUCAGAAUGAUGUUGAUCUUGACAGUGAACCAUGCUUAUUGGUGAAAGAUACAAGUUAUACAUGUUUGAAACAUAGUUGGAAGCCUCUCCUAAUUGGAGACCAUAUUUGGACGAUUUUUGCUCCUAAUGUUGUUUUGUCCCUGAUGUUAAAGUUGGUUAAUUUCAUUCUUCUGUUGCUUUGCCUCACUCAAUUGGAGAUCAUUUGGGACCUUUCUUCCGAUGGGGUGGUUGCAUGAUAAAUAUAUGUCCUUUGAAAUGGUGUUGUGUUCAC
Lactuca saligna is the source of this 359-nucleotide messenger RNA. NCBI's taxonomy places the organism in Eukaryota, Viridiplantae, Streptophyta, Magnoliopsida, Asterales, Asteraceae. The record is from the annotation of a GenBank genome assembly.